AUGGACUCUCUACGCAGGACUGGCUGGAUAUUCGAUGCUCCCUUGUCUUCAGCACCGUGGUAUCACUUUUACGAACUCUAUGAUUUUUCGGUCAUCAACUGGCCUGCUUUUGUCAAUACUACUCCAGCAAUACUUGCACUGGUGUUCUUCGGGUUACUCCACGUGCCUAUCAAUGUCCCAGCGCUAGGUAUCUCGACUGGCGAAGAUAAUCUGGAUGUUGAUCGUGAGCUGAUAGCGCACGGCAUCGCUAACACUCUUUCCGGCUUUGCGGGCAGUGUCCAGAACUACCUUGUGUAUUCCAACAGCUUACUCUUCAUUGAAGCUGGCGGGUCCCGCCUAGCUGGUGUGGUGCUCGCAGGAGCGACUACUGUGGUCAUGCUAAUUGGUCCUGCUAUGGUGAGAUUUAUCCCCGUCAUGAUCGUGGGUGCACCCGUCAUUCUACUAGGCCUGGAAUUAUUGCAGGAGGCCCUAAUCAACACGUGGGGAAAGCUGCGCCCACAUGAAUAUUUGACUGUAAUUAUUAUAAUCGCCACUAUGGGUAUUUAUGAUUUUGUCACCGGUAUCUUAACUGGCCUUGUUCUGGCCUGUUUAGACUUUGUCGUGCAAACAUCGCGGAACUCUGCUAUCCAGGAAAUAUCCUCGGGGGACUCCGCUGGUUCUACCAUUCACCAACCUUUUGUUCAACGCCAGUCCUUAGAAGAGGCAGGAAAGCAAACUCUGGUCCUUAGACUUGGGGGCCACUUGUUUUUCGGGACGAUUGUGGAAGUUGAGAGUACAGUGCGCGGGUUUAUUGUUGGGGAGGCAUUUGAUCGCCACCUGAUUCGGUUUAUAAUCUUGGAUUUUUCACGCAUCGACAGUGUUGACUUUUCAGCAGCAGAGGCCUUUGUUCGCAUUGGCCGAGUCCUGAAGUCGAGGAAUGUACAGCUGAUCAUACUUGGACUUGAUGUUGAAGGUGAUAUUGGGAACCGUCUUCGCAACGUGGGGCUUUUCAAACCAGAACUGGGGGCUCAAAUAUUUGAGCGCCUAGAUUUGGCACUCCAAUACUGCGAAUAUGAGUACCUGAAGACUUUAGACACCUACCAAGUACCGCUGGAAAGAGGCGUAUCGCAACAUCAAUCCUAG
Molecule: messenger RNA, 1122 nt
Organism: Aspergillus calidoustus
Lineage: Eukaryota; Fungi; Ascomycota; Eurotiomycetes; Eurotiales; Aspergillaceae
Source: the annotation of a GenBank genome assembly